GACAUUGUCAAAAGCACCUUAUAUAUAUUUUUCCAAAUUCCCACGUACUAUUAACCAAAGUUAUUAUAGUAAGGGGACAACAAUAUUAAUUGGUCGUGUAAUAAUUGUGCACAAUGGGAAGGAUUGAACUAGUGGAGAAAGUUGUAGUUUCUCCUGAGCAACCUACACCACGAAAGCGAAUGUUCUUGUCCAAUAUUGACUUGUCCCUUGUAGUUUACCAAGACUCUGCCUCAUUUUUUGACCCUCCAAACACCCAAAUGAGUUUUGAUGAGAUUUGUGGGAAAUUGUACAGUGCACUUAGUAAAAUGCUUGUGCAGUAUGACUUUAUGGCUGGCAGGCUAGUGCCGUGUUUGGAGGACGCUCAUCGGUUCGAAAUAGACUGCAAUGGUGCUGGUGUUGUGGUUGCAGCUGCAAGAACUGACACAAAAUUGAGUGAGUUUGGUGUGAUUUCUGCACCUAAUAAGGAGUUGAGGGAAUUGGUUGUUUUCUUGCAUGAAGGGGGUGAUCAAGAAACUGACCUGAGUCAAAAGCCCCUUGCAUCCUUACAGCUAACUCAAUUUGGUUGCGGAAGUUUGGCACUUGCUUCUCACUACAAUCACUGUACACUGGACGGUAUAGCAAUAAAAGAUUUCGAGGUAAAUUUAGCUGCACUAACACGUGGUGAUAGCCUCAUCAUAGUGCCUAAUGCAGAUAGGGCACUUCUGAGAGCUCGAAACCCUCCAAAGAUAUCACAUCCACAUUUUGAGUAUUCAAAAUUCCCUCACACACACAACUUGUUCACCCUCCGAGGCAAAAGUGGCACCAAUAAUGUUACCGUGCCAGAAAAUCAGAUUCAAGUGCUUUAUUUGUCGCCACAAAACAUUGCUAGCUUAAAAACCAAGGCUCUGAUGAAGGACAACACUUUGAGGGGCACCACAACUUUUCAGGUAGUGGCUGCAAAGAUAUGGAAGGCAAGAAGCAUUGCAACAUGUAUGGAAGAUGAUAGAGUUUCCACAAUGCUGUUUCCUGUGGAUGUUAGGAAAAGGGUUGUUCCUCAACUCCCAGAUGGCUUUGCAGGCAAUGCAUUGGUGCCUGGUUUUGCAAGAGCAACAGUGAGGGAGCUAAAGGAGCUAGAAGAUGGUUGUCACAUAAGGAAAGUGAAAGAAGGGAUUGAAAGGUUGGAUGAUGAGUACAUUAAGUCAGGUUUGGACUGGUUAGAGGAGAACAAAGGGGCACCAUGCAUGGAAGAUAGUUUCUCCUUGGUGGCAUGGUGGAGAUUAGGGUUAGAGGAGCAACUUUUUGCAUGGGGUAGACUAAAGUGUGCCACCCCACUUGCAGUUAAGCCUGGUUUGGUCAUGAUGUUGCCAGGGCCACAAGACCAAGGGGGUCUUAACAUAUGCUUGGAUUUGCCUCCGGAUCAAAUGCAAGAGUUUUGUAGGAUAAUGCUAGAAAUUUGA
This is a messenger RNA of Cajanus cajan (pigeon pea), 1436 nucleotides long. RefSeq names its product acyltransferase GLAUCE. The record is from RefSeq and is a predicted model, not a curated record. Gene Ontology annotation, molecular function: acyltransferase activity, transferring groups other than amino-acyl groups. Lineage: Eukaryota; Viridiplantae; Streptophyta; Magnoliopsida; Fabales; Fabaceae.